Messenger RNA from Poeciliopsis prolifica (blackstripe livebearer), 1217 nucleotides. Its product is annotated as desmin-like. Bases 73 to 1050 code for a protein of 325 amino acids. NCBI's taxonomy places the organism in Eukaryota, Metazoa, Chordata, Actinopteri, Cyprinodontiformes, Poeciliidae. The record is from RefSeq and is a predicted model, not a curated record. The transcript has 8 exons.
AAACCUGUAAAAGGCUCAUUGAUGAUCUGGAGUUGAGAGAGUUUCUGCUUAGACCAACAAACGGCCUCCAAUAUGGCAAACAAUUCUGAACUGAUGAACACAUUAAAACACAUGGUGGCCAAGCGCGAAAAAGAGCAAACUGAGCUGCAUAAUCUAAACGGACGCUUGGCCUCCUACAUCGAUAAGAUCCGCUCCUUGGAGCAGGAGGUAAAGCAGCUGAAAAGCCACGAGUCAAAGCGUGUCACUGAGCUGUACGAGGAGGAAAUCAACAAGCUGAGGAUGGAGGUGAAGAACCAGAGCCAACAAAGUUCAAGCUUGAAGAUAGAUGUAGAAGGACUGAAAGAAAGUCUGCAAAAGGCAAAUGAGGAAAAAGAAGAAGCUUUGGAAAAACUGGCUUUUUUAAAGGAGGAUUUGGAUGCUCCCACUCGGGCUAGCAAGGCUUCUGAAGCAAUGAUUAAAUCUCUCCAAGAUCAGCUUGAUUUCCGGAACAAAAUCCAUAAAGAGGAGAUCCAGCAGCUGCAGAUUCGCUUCGAGGAGAUGAAGAACAAUGACCAGACCGAUGGAGCCAAUUCUAACCUGGCAGAAAUGAUGCAGGAGCUGAAGGCAGAGUUUCAGAACUCGACCAACGCUAAGAUCAGUGAGACAGAGGACAGGUAUAAAUCCCAGAUGUCAGACAUGAAAGAGAUGCUAAAUGAAAAUAAUGAAACCCUGACGAAGUUAAAACAGAGGAACACAAAUCUCGAAAACCAGAACCAGAAAAACCUGCGCGAGAUCAACUCUCUGAAAGACACGAUUGAAGAAAUGGAGGAAAAAAGUCAAACUCUUCAGGAGACCAUCGACGCUCUGGAGACUGAGAAAAACAAGAUGAAGGACGACAUGAAGAUCCAACUCCUUGAGUACCAGGACCUGCUGAAAGAGAAGGGGGAUCUGGAUAGGGAGAUCUCCAUAUAUAGGAUGCUGCUGGAAAAGGAAGAGCACAGAAUACUAAAGAACCCAGAGGAGAACGAUCCUACUGGGAAUACCCCACCCCAAACUCCUGCUCCGAUCUGACAGCGAUUCUCAGCAUGCACAGCGUCUUCUGCUGAACUCUGAGCGCCAAACAGCUUCAAGUCAAAUAAAACUUUUUAACUGAUGCUUUUCUGUGUCGGUUUCUCCAGAUUGAGAUUUAUGUGAAUUCAUGCGUAUAAAACUUUUCUGAAACUGAUUCCGUUUGUGCA